Messenger RNA from Glycine soja, 1391 nucleotides. Its product is annotated as two-component response regulator ARR18-like. The transcript has 6 exons. Lineage: Eukaryota; Viridiplantae; Streptophyta; Magnoliopsida; Fabales; Fabaceae. Bases 183 to 1214 code for a protein of 343 amino acids. The record is from RefSeq and is a predicted model, not a curated record. Gene Ontology annotation, molecular function: transcription cis-regulatory region binding. Gene Ontology annotation, biological process: regulation of DNA-templated transcription; abaxial cell fate specification.
AUAUUAUCGUUUACUCGUCUCACAGGCAUUGACUGAAGAGAGAGAAAGCUAGCUAAACAAGGAGCUCUAAAUUCCAUUUGAAGAUCGCUGUAGGGAUUUUAACCUUAUCGCAUCACAUAUCUAGAGUCCAAAUUUUCAAGAAAAUAGUAGCAUAAAUUUGAAAAAUCAAGGUACACACAAAGAUGGAAGAAAGACAUGGCUCACAAUGUUCAAAGACAAAUCCUUCUAACAUUGAUGAAGAUGAGGAGUGUGAAAGUGAGGCCAAUGAAGAGCAAAGUACGCAAAAAAACAAUGGAGGAAGCUCAAGUAACAGCACAGUGGAAGAGAAUGAGAAAAAGAUAAGGCCUUAUGUUAGAUCCAAGAUGCCAAGGCUUCGGUGGACACCUGAUCUUCAUCUUCGCUUUGUUCAUGCGGUUCAACGACUUGGAGGACAAGAGAGAGCAACACCAAAGUUGGUUCUUCAAUUGAUGAACGUCAAAGGUUUGAGUAUUGCCCAUGUCAAGAGUCAUUUACAGAUGUUUAGGAGCAAAAAGGUGGAUGACCGAAAUCAAGUAUUUGCUGAUUACAAUAAUCUUGUUGAAAUUGGAGACAAAAAUAUUUAUAAUAUUAGCCAACUUUCAAUGCUUCAAGGGUAUAAUCCGAGUCAAAGUUCAUCCUUCAGCUACACAAAUAAUUAUCCAUGUUAUGGACUCGGGGAUGCUUCUUUUGGUGUCUACGAAAAACUGUUACAAAGACCUUUCGAUUGGUCUAAUGCAAUUUCUCGGGAAGGUUCAUCCAUUUUUGGGGAACAAAGCAAAAUCCGUGAACCAAAAGAUGAGUUUCUCUCAUUUGGUGCUCAUGACUCUCUAAGCGCACGCGCACGAUUAAGCCACGUUGAUCACAUACCACCAAUCAAUAUUUUGCAACAAAGAGCACAAAAAAAUACCAUGCCUAUAAAUCCAACAACAAAUCCUCCAGAAUUGAAGACACUGAAAAGGAAGGCUUCAGAUACAACCCUAGAUUUGGAUCUGUCACUAAAACUAAACUCAAAGAUUAAUGAUGCUGAAGAAGGAACAUUAAAGAACCAUGAAGUUGAUAGCACAAACCUAUCACUCUCAUUGUGCUCUCAAUCCUCAUCCUCUAAUAAUCCUAUCAGCAGGUUGAUCAAGGAAGCACAACAAGAUCGAUGUGAUGAACAAGGGAAAAUGGCCAGUACUCUAGAUCUGGCUAUAUGAAUGAGACAAAUUCUCAGUGAGAUCUUGAGGUACUUGUCAGAAAAAUAUGCUUUUUUAUAUAACCAAAUUCUUGCAUUUAUCUGACUUAGUUAUGUAUGUUUCUUGUCUCUUUCUGUAUAUGUACUGUUAAAUACAUGAACUAGCUAGAUGAAUGAAUCAUGAUUUUAAAUUCCACUA